This is a messenger RNA of Perkinsus marinus ATCC 50983, 1100 nucleotides long. RefSeq names its product polypyrimidine tract binding protein, putative. The annotation marks the transcript as partial. The transcript has 10 exons. Lineage: Eukaryota; Perkinsozoa; Perkinsida; Perkinsidae. Gene Ontology annotation, molecular function: mRNA binding. Gene Ontology annotation, cellular component: nucleus. The record is from RefSeq and is a predicted model, not a curated record. Gene Ontology annotation, biological process: mRNA processing; regulation of RNA splicing.
GGAUGGCAACUCCCCAUCUCAGCCGGCACAUCAACCUUCGAAGGUUUUAUAUGUACGUAACGUCCCGGAGUCGGUGACUGAGCAAGAUAUUAUCGCUUAUUGCCUCACGUUUGGACGUGUGGUCAACAUAUUGUUGCUCAGAGAUAAGAGGCACGGAUUCAUCGAGUUUGAGGACGAGUCUUCUGCUAUCAAGUGUUACACCUACUAUAACGCGAACCCGCUUCUUAUCACUGGCCACAGAUUGGAAUUCGCCUUCUCGGGCAGGUCAGAGAUCACAGCCAGAAGGGAUCCCGAUUCUAACCCGCCGAACCGCAUCCUCCUAUUCACCAUAACCAACUUGGUAUACCCCGUCACCGUUGACGUCAUAUCUCAAGUAAUGAAUAAGUUUGGUGGAUUGGAGAAGGUCAUUGUAUUUAACCGCGGCAAUGCAGUCCAAGCGCUCGUGCAACUCGCUGAUGUGGACACAGCCAACGUAGCUAAAGAGCAGCUGGAUGGUCAGAACAUUUACGCUGGCUGCAACACGAUCAAAGUACAGUACUCCUCGCUGCCUCAACUGGAGGUCAAACAUAAUAAUGAAAGGAGUUGGGACUUCACAAAUCCGAGCUUGCUUCCCGGUGGUAUGGACGGUGGCUCCGGUCUCACACCUCUUCACCAGCAGCAAAUGCUCGGUGGAGCUGCAGGAGGCCAGUCUCCUGCCAACCUCAUGGCCAACUUCAACUACGUCCAGGCCAUGAAUGCUCUGUCCCAAGCUAAUCUCCAGAAUCCCUCAGCAGCGAUGGCAGCUGCGGCGGCGGCACUCCAGGCCAGUAUGGGUGGGGCGGGUGGUGGUUUGUCAGCAGGUGGUGGUUUUGGAACCCCAACCGCUGCUGGGGCGGCUCCGGUUGUGAUCGUUCACGGACUUAAUGAGCAAGAGACGAGACCUGAUGAUCUGGCAGCGCUAUUUGCCGUAUACGGCAAUGUCGUGAGAGUGAAGAUCAUGUUUAAGGCUAGACACACUGCCCUGGUUCAAAUGCAGGACAUGCAACAGUGCCGUACAGCUAUAUCGUAUUUGCAGGACGUAUGGCUCCAUGGGAAUCAACUCACAAUGGAGAUGAGUAAAG